Molecule: messenger RNA, 3881 nt
Organism: Psylliodes chrysocephalus
Lineage: Eukaryota; Metazoa; Arthropoda; Insecta; Coleoptera; Chrysomelidae
Source: the annotation of a GenBank genome assembly
CACGACUGUAUGACAGUUGAAAAUGGAAAACCAAAAUCUUUAUUUUGAUCAAUCUACUUUUUAUUUGAUGCUCCAGGAUAAACAAAUAUUAACAUUCAUAAUCCCUGCGAUUUUGUGUGCAUUUUGUUAUUUAGUAAUCGUUCUUACAAUAAUUGUAAAAGGAUGGACGUGAAAGAAGAAUACUGCGAAAUUUAUGAACAUGACAUUAAAACCGAAGCAGAUGAAAACAAUUCACGAUCUAUAAAACCAGAAAAGUUUAGAACCGACGAUGAAAAUGAGCUGGUUGAUGAGGUCAGUAUUAUUGAAUCUCGAGAACUAGCGGGACAAUUGAUAAGUGUUGAUGAAUUUAAACAAGACAUUAUCGAAUGUGAAGUGCCUAAAAUUGAACAAAGUUCGAAAUUUCUAUCAAAUAUUGACCAUGAUUUAGUGGCUAAACAAUUUGUUAUUCCUACAACUAAUGUUAAACAAGAACUUGAAAACACUACAAAAAUUGAAACGGCAGAUAUCAGUGAUAGUAAUAUAAAGCAAGAGGAUUGUGAAUAUAUUGAAUUUAAAAAUGAUAGUGAACUUUUGACUUCACAUUUUGAUUUACCAACUUUGAAAAGUGAAACUAAUGAUCAUACAGACUAUUUGACACCAUCUUGUAGCAGAACUGAAGAUGUUUCUAAGAGCUGUAGUCAAAAAAAUUAUCCAUCUUCGCAAUCAGGAUUUAACCAAAGUGAAGAAGAUUAUUCAUCUUCGCAAUUAGGAUCAAUACAAAUCUACGAAGGACAAUAUAAGAAACAUGUGUGUUGUAAGAAGUCCAGCGGAAAACAAUUCAAGUGUGACAUUUUUUUCAAAGAGUUUAAUAUAGAACAAAACUUAAGGCGACAUUUAAUAGUUCACUCUAAUAAAAAGCCAUUCAAAUGGGAUAUUUGUUUGACAGAAUUUAAACGUAAAGGCUGCUUACAGAGACAUUUAAUAUCUCAUACUAAUAAAAAGUCAUUCAAAUGUGAUAUUUGUUUCACAGAGUUUAAUCACCAGCGCAGCUUAAUUGAUCAUUCAAUAAUCCAUACUAUUAAAAAGCCAUUCAAGUGUGAAAUUUGUUAUAAAGAAUUUCAUUACCAAUUUGGUUUAACCAAACAUGUAAAAAUUCACUCUAAUGAAAGACAAUUUAUGUGUGAAAUUUGUUCCAAAGUAUUUACUCACAAAUUUAACUUAGACAAACAUUUAAUAAUUCACUCUAAUGAAAGGCCAUUUAAGUGUGACAUUUGUUUUAAAAGAUUUAAUCAUAACAAUGUCUUACAGGAUCAUUUAAUGAGUCAUACUAAUAAAACGCCAUUUAAGUGUGCCAUUUGUUCUCAAGAAUUUAAUAUGGAACUUAAGUUAAAGCUACAUUUAAUAAUUCACAAUAAUGGCCAAUCGUUCAAGUGUGAUAUUUGUUCCAAAACAUUUAAACGUAAAGCCGCCUUACAAACUCAUUUAAAAAUUCAUACUGACUUAAAGCCAUUCAAGUGCGACAUUUGUUUAGAUAGAUUUCACAUUAAAUCACAAUUAAGGGAACAUUUAAUAAUUCAUUCUAAUCUAUUCACGUGUGACAUUUGUUUCAAAGAAUUUAAUGAAAAAGUUAAGUUAGAUAAACAUUUAAUAAAUCACACUAAUGAUCUACCGUUCAAGUGUGACAUUUGUUUCAGAAAAUUUAAAAAUAAAGCCGCUUUAAUAAAUCAUUUAAAAAUUCAUACUAAGCCAUUCAAAUGCGAUAUUUGUUCAAAUAGAUUUCGCGCUAAAUCUCAUUUAAGGGAACAUUUAACAAUUCAUCUAUUCACGUGUACCAUUUGUUUCAAAAAAUUUGAUCAGGAAUCUACCUUACAAAGCCAUUUAUUAACUCACAAUGAUAGGAAGGUAUUCAUUGUAAAGUCAAAACCAGUAAAGUAUGUUGCACCUACAGGAAACGGAUUAACUAAUGCCAACUCUUCUUACACGAACGAGGAAUAUUUCCAAAUUGUUGUCUGGCACAAUACUGGCUAUAGUAUUCCUCAAAUUAUAAGCAUGUUUCAACAAAUGUUUCCAAAUAAACUACAACCAACACAAGCUAUAAUCGAGCGUACUAUGGAGAAUCUUUGCGCACAUGGAUCUUUUUCCGGAACGAAUGGUAGAAACGAACCAGUGGUAAUAGUACCUUGCAUGCCAUUAAAUCCGGAUCACGAACUGCGGGAUAUAAUGAUCUGCGCUGCAGUUGAACAAGACUCAACUCGAACAACUAGGGAUCUUGCUCGAGAAUUUGGCGUGUCCCAUAUGAAAAUCAAUAAGAUUUUAAAAGCUAACGGCUAUAGAAGUUUUAAACUUCAUCGAGCCGAUGAAAUGUUUCCCGACGACCAAUAUUUUCGAAUGGAGUUUUGUGAAAGAAUGAUGGAAAUGGCCAACGCCGAUGAAAAUUUUAUUAGGAACAUUCUUUUCACCGACGAGUCGUCAUUUCCAAUACAUAAUUUAUCUAUUAGUUGGAAUUUUACUAAGGAAAAUCAACAACGUACUUACGAUGCCCGUACACAAAAAUUAAAUGUAUGGACGGGAAUACUGGGAGACAACAUUGUGGGACCUUUUUUUAUUGAUGGCAUUCUCAAUGCCCAAAGUUAUUUGCAAUUGCUGCAGAAUGACAUCAUUCCCGCAGUGCGUGCCUUGGACGUACCAUUUCAUUCUAUUUGGUUCCAACAAGAUGAAUGUCCGGCACAUAAUUCCAUUCUCGUAAAGGAAUAUAUAUCGGAAUUGUUCCCGGGUCGUUUGAUUGUGGGAUUUCCCAGUAUGGACGGACAUAUUCCAUGGCCAGCUAGAUCGCCUGAUCUAGCGCCAUGCAACUUUUUUUUAAGAGGAUAUACAAAAAGUAAAUUGUAUGGGUUUCAAGAGGAAAGGGCUAGGAAUCUCGAUGAGUUGAGGAUUCGCAUCUGCAAUACGUUGAGAGGUAUUAGCCCUGCGAUGCUCUCCAACGUACGGGAAAAUUUUUAUAAUAGGCUUGGUUAUUGUUCUUCUUACGGUGGUGGUCGUUUUGAGUAUUUGUUGUAACUUGUUGUUUCUUGUGUUUACAUUUGAGGAGCGUUCAUGCAAAAUCAAACAUGUCCCCAUAAACUUAUUUGGAGAAAACACGAAACAUUUUUUUCGCUUAGGGUCUUGAAAUUAAAAUUUUCCAAAAUUAUAAAAUAUAUAGAGCAUCAGAUAAUAAUGUUGUUGUACAUACUACAGAGUUAACAAGAAGAGAUGUAACGACAAACAAAUAUCGUGCGAUCCUUAAUAAGGGACACAGGCGGGUAUAAUAUACGCUGUUGUCAUGCCCAUUUCAUUAUUUUCGUUUUGUUUGCAAAAUUAUUUAUAUAUCUUAAAAAAGCCAAAAUAAUUCAACCUAGUUUCUUGCAACUGAAACCACAAAUAUAUAAAACAUUAGUUGUUAUCUAUGUUUUUCUCAUUUUUAUUUAUUGUUUAUAUUAUAGAUUGUAUCAGUUUAUUUUAAAAGAAUAAUAAUAAAUAAGAGUCAACGCUCAGUUCCUAUUAUUUUAUUGGUUUUCAUUUAUCAACAUUUACUGUAUCCUUUUUAGUAAAUAAAUUAUACUAAAAUUAUACUUGUGUAUGUUUUCUUGUAGAGUGAGAUUCAUUUCCUUUCCAUAAUAUCCGGCCUAGAAUUUUUUAUUGGUACACCCUGUAUAACUUUUCUUUCUUGAGUCAUUCCUUAAUUACUAUCCAAAUUUCACGCCAAUCCAUUUAAUCCAGAAGAAUGCAGAUCGAAAAACCGUCAAAUACUGAACUAUACAGUGUGUCCCGAACGCUGGCGGCUCGUAAUAAUUUAAAAUGGGUGUUCACUUUUUCCAAUAAUUUUAUCAUAUGUAAGUUCGGAUCAAAACUUUGUGCAAUAGUCA